UAAGCUGCAUAUCCAUAUCCAUAUCCAGCCAAUAUGAUCAAAAUAUGGCGAACUGUUUGCUGUGGUCUCUUGGGUUUACUGCUGCGGUCCGGGUUGUCCGGGUUGCUAUCUAGGUUCUGGGUCUCCGAUUGUCUGACCACGGUCCACUCGAAGGUGAGCGCGUAGGCCUCGCAGCGCGGCUCCCCGACGUGUCCCCGACCAUGUCGGGCUUCCUGCCGGAGACGGACAGCGAGGACGAGCUGCCGGCGGGCUGGGAGGAGCGCGCCACGCUCGAAGGUAGCGUGUACUACGCGGACCACGGGUCCCAGCGGACCCAGUGGACGCACCCACGCACGGGCAGGCGUAAGCGGGUGCCGCCCCAGCUGCCCUUCGGCUGGCGCCGCACCGAGGCCGCCGACGGCCGCGUGGCCUUCGUCGAGACGGCCACGGGCCGCACGAGCGGCACAGACCCGCGGCUCGCCUUCCCCGUCGAGGAGAGGGGCGACGCGCCGCCGCGCCAGCGGUUUGACGCUAGCUCGACGGCCAUGCACGUGCUGCACGGCCGGGACCUGAGCGGCAAGACUGCCGUCGUGACCGGGGCCAGCAGCGGCAUCGGCCUUGAGACGGCGCGGGCGCUGGCCCACCACGGCUGCGAUGUGGUGCUGGCGUGCCGCAGCGCCGACGCCGCGGCCCAGGCCAUCGCCUCGAUCCGCGCGCAGAGGCCAUCGGCCAAGGUGCACUUCCUGCCGCUGGACCUAGCUUCGCUGGACUCUGUGCGCGAGUUCGCGGCCGCGCUCAACCGCACUCGGUCGCGGCUCGACGCGCUGGUGCUCAAUGCCGGUGCGUUCGGGCUCCCGCACGCGGUGACCGCCGACGGUGUGGAGGCGCUCUUCCAAACUAACCACCUGGCCCACUUCUACCUGUGCCGCCUGCUGGAGCCGCUGCUGGUGCGCUCGGCGCCCGCUCGCGUCGUGGUAGUGGCCUCGGAGAGCCACCGCUUCAGCCUGCUGUCGGCCGAAAACGUGUCCGAGGAGCGGCUGUCCAACACCUCGGGCCGGGGCUACCUGUCCCCGCUGGCCUACAACGACUCCAAGUUGUGCAACGUGCUCCUGGCGGCCGAGCUGGACCGUCGCCUGGGACCGCGGGGGGUCCGCUGUAACGCCCUCCACCCGGGGAACAUGGUGGCCAGCGGGCUACCCAGGCACUGGUGGCCCUACCGCCUGCUCUUCACCCUGGUGCGGCCCUUCACCAAGUCGCUGGAGCAGGCGGCUGCCACCAGCGUGCUCUGCGCCACGGCCCCGGAGCUGGAAGGGGUGGGGGGCUGCUACUUCAAUAACUGCUGCCGCUGCAAGCCGUCCGCAGCGGCCCAGGACCCUGCGCUGGCGGCCCUGGUCUGGGACACCUGCGAGGCUCUUCUCGAGCGGGCCCUGCGGCCAAAGGGGGACGACCAUCCUUGACCGGACUGGCUCCCAGGACUCGGCCAGUGCACGCAACCAGAAAGAUUUGCCUCGUUGUUAUACCGUCGUUCCUUUACUCGUGGACGGGUCCUUUAGCAUCGGCGAGCGAGAAGUGCCAUUUUGCUUCCAUAAAUAUAGAAGAUGGCGGGAAC
This is a messenger RNA of Ixodes scapularis (black-legged tick), 1588 nucleotides long. It is a transcript of the gene Wwox, whose product is annotated as WW domain-containing oxidoreductase. The coding region runs from base 201 to 1436 and encodes 411 amino acids. Lineage: Eukaryota; Metazoa; Arthropoda; Arachnida; Ixodida; Ixodidae. The record is from RefSeq and is a predicted model, not a curated record. Gene Ontology annotation, molecular function: protein binding. The transcript is spliced from 2 exons.